Chara braunii is the source of this 4886-nucleotide messenger RNA. The record is from the annotation of a GenBank genome assembly. Lineage: Eukaryota; Viridiplantae; Streptophyta; Charophyceae; Charales; Characeae.
GGCGGGCGCGGGCGGGGGCAGGAGCGGGGAGGAAAAGGUUGACGGCGGAAACGGUAGAGCUGCCGGAGGAAAGGUUGCGCGCGCUUGUGCCCCGGCGGGGCAACGUGCAGGGUCGUUCUUGGCCGGUCGAAACGCAAGACAGCAGGACCUGCGCGAUGGGUCUAACCAUGGCCGAUUGAUUAAGUCUGGACCUCUUUUCCUCUCUACCUUCUUUUCUUUCUCUCUCUCUCUCUCUCUCUCUCUCUCUCUCUCUUCUUCCCCUCUCUUGUCGUGAGAGGUCACGAUCUAGUGCCUGCGCCGUCAAUCGGACGCCAUGGCGACCGUCGCUGCACGCUGCCCCGUCUGCCCUUCAUCCAUUUUUCGGUCCAAUGACGUGGCAAGCUCAUCUUCUCCCUCUUCGUCCUCUCUCGAUCGAGAUGCAGGUCUGAGACAUCGCCAGACAUUCCCUUCGUGCGCGGGAAUUCCGCAGAGGAGGAGGAGAAGCUCCCACGUGGAGGUGAGUCACCGAUGCCCAGCUGGCUGCUCGCAGCUGACUGCUCCCGGCGCGGGGCUGGGGUGUUUCCUGAAAGGGCUGCGGCGGCGCGGACAUGCGCACGCGGCGACGCCAUUCGUGUCUUUCUCCGGAUUACGAGCGAUCAAUUCCCCAGCGAACCGAGCGGGAAGGGGGGGACGGAGGAGAGGAGGGCUGGCGGCGAGUGGCGGAGAUCACGGCCGAGUGCCACGUGUGAGUUGCGCGGCUGAUGCGCAGGUGGCAGACCGCCAAUCGACCUCGUCUUCUUCUUUCUUUGGCCAGGAGCGAGAGCUCAGUGCGCCUCAAAGCGUAGUAAGGGAUCUUCCUACUCCAGUGAGGUAUCUAGUCUGCGCAGCGUUGAUCGGGGGAGCCGCGGGGGCGGGGUACGCGCUGGGCAGACGAGUGGCACCGCCUGCAGGGCAAGUGGCGGGCGUGGUGGUGCUGGGAGCGGUGGGCGCAGUCGCCGCGCGAAGCGUGAACAACUCAGCCAAGGAAGUGGCUGCCGCAGAGCUGCACAAUUCGCUGGUCCGUCAUCCCGACAUCACAGAAUUGCGCCCGGAGGAAAUCCACGCUGUUGCCGACAAGUAUGGUGUGAAUCCUCAGGAUGAGCGCUUCAGUGCUGAAUUGAAGAGCCUGUAUGAUCGGUUUGUGACAGCUGCUAUCCCUCCAGGCAAUGAAGACUUGAAGGGUGAUGAGGCAGACAAAAUUUUCCAGUUUAAGAAUGCUCUAGGCUUGCAAGAUCCAGAUGCGUCUUCUGUACAUAUGGAGAUCGGAAGGCGGAUCUUUAGACAACGGCUUGAGACUGGUGACAAAGAUACGGCUAUAGAAGAACGGAGGGCAUUUCAAAAGCUGGUUUAUGUGUCAACACUUGUUUUCGGGGACGCUUCUAAGUUCCUUCUGCCUUGGAAGCGUGUGUUCAAGGUCUCAGAUGCCCAGGUUGAAGUUGCUAUCCGAGAUAAUGCUACACGAUUGUUCACUGUCAAACUUGAUGAAGUUGAUGCAGAGCCAGACGUGGAGAACUUGAGGAUGCUCAGGGAAGAGCAGUUGAGGUUGAAGCUGACGGACGAGGUGGCUUUGGAUCUGUUCCAGUCCAAGGCAAGGCAAAGGCUUGAGGGACACAUAUCUCGAGCUCUCGAGAUUCUGAAGGCGAGAACAAGAGUCAAGGAUGUGAGAAGAGUGGUGACUGAGUUAGAAUCACUGCUGAAGUAUAAUUCUGCAUUGGCAGAAGUCUCUCGAUUGGAAGGUCUCAUUCCAGGGGUCGGACCAGCAUCGCUCAUGGGUGGAGACUAUGACAGCGACCGCGCAAUUGUAGAUUUGAAGCAACUGUAUCAAACCUACCUAACAGAAGCACUCACUUCGGGCAAGCUGGAAGAUGCAAAGGCUGCCAAUUUGACUCAAUUGAAGAAUAUCUUCGGGAUGGGCAAUAAGGAGACUGAGGAGUUGACAGGGGAUAUAACCACGAAGGUGUAUCGUCGCAAACUGGCCGCUGCAGUCAGUGAUCGGACAUUGGAAGCUGCUCCCAGCAAAGCAGCAUACUUGCAACACCUCUGCGACGACCUCCGGUUUGAUCCUGAAAGAGCGGCCAAGGUUCAUGAGGAGAUUUACAGGCAAAAGCUCGAGGCAUGUUUGGAAGACAACAAACUCAGCGAUGAGGAUGCCAAGGCGCUGUUAAGGCUCAGAGUGUUCCUCUGUGUACCGGAGCCUGUGGUCACUGCAUCUCAGAAGGAGCUCUGCGGAAAGAUCUUCUCCAAGGUUGUGGAGGAGGCGUUGAGCGGAGGUGUCGACGGUUAUGAUGCAGAGAUGCGUAAGAAGGUGAAGCAGACGAAAGAGGAUCUGCGGCUGGAUACCCCUGCAGCACUAGAGAUUGCUGGCAAAACGGUGCGUGCCAUCUUCAUGGGCUUUGUCAGAAGAUCGCGGUCCAUGACAACCCGUAAGAAUUCUGCGAAGGAGAUCAGAAAAAUGAUAAUUUUCAGCAACAUCGUGGUCACGAACCUUAUUGCCGACAUUAAAGGUGAAGCAGAGGCAUUGGAGGCAUCAACGUCUUCCGCGCUCUCUCCUGAAGAAAGAGGGCUGAAGGAGAAGCCACAGGAGGAGGAGGAGGAGGAGGAGAUAGACGAGGACGAUAUUGAGGCGAUGUAUGCAAGAGAGCAGAAGAAGAGAGAGAAGAAGGACACAAGAGUGGAGCGGUCUCAGAAGGAGAUUUCGUUGAAGGACGACAUGGAGUUACGCGAAAAGCUGGAUCUGUACAAGAGCUUCUUAAUGUUCUGUCUACAAGGGGACACAACCGGGAUGCCUAUGGGUACGCAGAUUGUCACCCAAAAAGACACGUCGGAUUUCGCUCGGCUUGCCCAAUUGGGAGACCUCCUCGGAUUGAAUGCUCUGGAAGUUGCUGGGGUCCACAAAGGCCUUGCAGAACAGGCAUUCCAGUCCAACGUAAGGACAAUCAUGGCAGACGGCCAGCUGACGCCAGCGAAGGUGGAACAACUGAAGGCCCUACAGAAGCAACUGGGUCUCCCCGAUGAGUCAGCCCAGAAAGUAAUUCGAACAUUCACUCAGUCGACGAUGGCAAGCACAUUGAGGGAAGCAGUGGCCUCGGGUAAGUUGAGUGUUGCGGAAGUCAAGGAACUCAAAGCUGCGGGCGUGGACGUGGAAACCAUGGUCCCGAAGGAAAUGCGGGCCAGCAUCUUCAAGAAGCAUAUGGAGAGUACUUUCCACUCCGGAACGGGUGAGUUUGACGAGAAGGAGAUGUACGAGACUCUGCCAGCUGAUCUGGGGCUGGAUGUGGCGCAGUCAAAAAAGAUGGUGCAAGAUUACGCAAGAGAAAGGACGAGAAACGCCCUCGUCACCGCUGUUGCACUGUUGAGACAGAAGAAACCCACGGAGGCCGUUGCGUCGCUGAACAAUUUGAUGGCAUGCGAUAAGGCAGUCCCUGCAACCGGGGCAUUGACAUGGAACGUGAGGGAAGAGCUGCUUGACCUGUACAGCAUAUAUCUUACUCGACCAAGCCCGGAUGGGGACAGGUCGAGACUCCGUGAGCUUCUUGGUAUAGAGGAGGGUGAGGCUGCUGCUCUCAAGGAUCUUGUGGACUCCGGUGGCUUUACGCUUGAGAGCCUGGAAGAGGAGGAGUUCGCCUUUUAGUCCAGCCUGCAUUGGCGAUCAUUAGAUGAGUGCUGAAAUUGGGCAGUGUGAAUGCAGACUGGUGUGCGCUGCCGGGCCUGCUAUGUUUCACAUCUUGGAGGUACGACCUUGUUUGAUCGGAGCCCAACAAUGAAACAAGAUCCUCGCUCAUCAUCAGAAGAGACAGGAUAUUUGAGUUCUUCCGCUUGUGACCUUGCCAGGUGAAGAUAAGGAUGCAGGUCGUUAGUCAGAUAUGUUGCAGCAUCUGCUUGAGCGAAGCAGGGAAGUGAUGUUCUCUUUGUGGUGGCACAUCUGUUGUUCCACAAUACAGCAGUUUUGUACGUUUGUGUUGAAUCCUACUGUCUGGUUCUUUCUGCCAUUUUGUUCUGCGGUCUUUUUCAUUUUGGUGGGGAGAAAGGGAGGUGUAACCCUCUCGUACGUAGCCUUUUGGGAGGUAAGUAUAGCAAUGCCCUCCCCAUUUCUUGCAUGCAAAGUGGAAGCUGUUUAUGCAUGCACCGCUGUCAAUAAGUAAGGGGAAUGAGGACACCUAAGCAUUUGGGAACUGUAGUCUAAAAGAGAUCAAAAAUGUCUCAUUGAUCUUUUUCUUCAGAGCUUGCUCCUCCUCAGCAUCUGUUUUUUUUUUUUUUUUUUUUUUCCACCCAUGGCUCCAAAUUUCAAGGUCACUGAUGUUUGAGGUUGUCAGUCAGGGUCUGUAUGUGUUUUCUGUGAAGAUUCUGUGAAGAUUCUGUGAAGAUCGGGGAGAGGAAUGCUAGCUUUUCUAUCGUCAGGAGUGUGCUAGUAGCACCAAUGCAUCUGAAGAGAAGGAUCGCAGAGUUCCCUCUGUUCUGUCUUUCCUAGGAUGCCAGGUCCUUGCUGCAUUCAUGCAUCUCUGUUUUGUAAUCCCAAGUAUCUGGUCACCUUUCAGAUCAGUGUGGAGUGUGCAUCGUGGGUUGCUGUUCUCGGUAUCGUUAGCGAUAGGAAAUGUCGGUGAACAGGAUAUAUAGUAGUAUACCUUGUAUAACAAUCAGCGUUAGCUCUGCACACUAUCCUUUUCUUUGUAUGCAUAUGAAUCUGGUGAUGCAGCUGCCUUUAUGGAGGGAUCUAGAAAGAGUGGGAAUACCAAACAACUCAGCCAUUGUAUAUGUUUUUGAGAACUUUUGACACACCUGCCCUUGAAUUCUGAUCUUUUGCAAACCAUUCUAUACCUCGUUUCCUCAUGGAAAAACGAGGACGCAACAGAAUCUGCAAAUAUGGAAAU